AUGGAUGAGGAAGAGACAGCUGAAUCGUUGAAAGAAGGUAGAAGUGAGACCACCUCGUUUGUCCCUGAAUAUUUGCCGGAGUCCAGUUUUGAAAAAUCCCCACCAGCCAUCCAAGACUCACAAUGCACUCUUUCAUCUAAUGCGACAACAUCAAGCAUCGACUCGAGAUCCCAACAUUUCCCUCAUUGCGCCAUUUGUGGAUUCAACGUUGAAGUCUACUUGGUUCAUUACAGAAGAAUCCGACCACCGACAAACAACAAUUGGAUUUUCCGUUUCAAAUGUCGCCGUAAGACGUGUAAUAAAUUUUUUGGACAUAGCUGGACCAAAAAGAGGGAUGGUGAAUUCGAGAUUAUAAAUGAAGAUGCGACUUUCGAAAAUUUGCCGUUCUUUUCCAGAUUCAAUCCGGACAUAGAUCCUGCUGAAUAUAACAAAAUUGUCACUCCUCAUCUAGCCGAGCAACAUGGCUCGGUUCGAAGGGGUAGACCGAAGAAAAUCAUUUCUCCAUUGCUCGUCCAUGACAGAGGUCCUGUACGUGGAGCCCCGAUUAAAAUUUCACUAGCAUCUCCGCCAAAGUCAUCAGCUGAUAAACCGCUUCUACUCCAGGAUCAAGAUGAACUCAAAAUGCCGAUUGAUGAAUGUACAAAUGAAUCGAUUGAUGUAACUGUCAAUAAGUCUAAAGAUGAGCCAUUUGUUCAAUCAGAAGUUUCUAAGCAACCAAAAUCACAAAAAGGAUACGCGUACGUGCUAGAGUUUGCGCCACAAGGAGAGGAUUUGCCAAAAGAAAAGAAACCACCACGACUUCCACCAAAGAGAACUAAACCGUUGAAGCACGAUGGAGUUAAAGAAUUUGGCGUUUCAAACGCUCCACUGCGAGUCUCAUCACCAAACGAUGCGUCAAUUCGCCGUUUUCAUUGCUGGACACAAACCAUGGAUUUGGCGCACGUGACUAGCUUCGCAAUUGAUGAAGUGAUGAAGAGAAAUGCCAAAGAAGAGGAGCAAAUAACUUCAGAAACAAGCGCACUGGAACCUGGUCCAUCAAUGUCAACAAAUAAGGAAGCGGUGUCGGCACGUCAGCUCAUCGUUGCUUCACAUGCAAUCGGUCAAGCGCGCAAAAGUGAAGAGAAAAUGCGAGUGGAAAGGGAUCGAUUGAAAGAUGCGCUCGCUCUGCUGCUUACCCAGAUGCAUUCACUCAAACGCCAGCAUAUUGAAGACACUCGCCGAAUAAGGGAUGAUAUUGAUGCGGCAAAACACGAAAUGCGCACAUAUCACGGAGAAUUGGGUAUCGAAGCAAAUAUGAUAAAAAGUGUGAUUGAUAAAGUGAAGAAAGCACAAGGAGAAAAGCUGAAAGAUAUUGAAAAGAAUAACAAGAAGUUGAAGGGACAACUCGAGCUGAUGGAAACAAAAUAUCAACACGCUGAGGCACAAUCGAAUAAAUAUCAUCGCGAAUUGGAAGAACGUGAUCGAAAAGUGGCACUUGUUACGGCGGAAAAAUUAGAAGUAGCAAAGAAGUUGGAGGACAAACUCUUUUUGGAUAACAACCAAAAAUGUUUUCACUGCACCGAGUCGUCGAACCUGAAGAAUUUUUACGAGAGGCAGGCAAAAACAAAAGCCGAAACAGUCGAUAAAUUGGAGGCGGAGAAUAGAAAAUUGAUCAGCGAAUUAGAAGGAUCCCAACAAAUUGUGACCACAUUGAAGAAAAAUGAGGGAAGACUGAAAUAUGAACGAGACACUUAUGAGGCAGAGAAUCGGAGAUUAUUGGCGAGGCCGGGGACCGAAGAGGAGAAUUUGAUCAAGAACGAUCAAUCAAAUCGAAGUAGCGACGGAACGAAAUCGGCCUCUCCGCAAAUUCACUCAUCACCUAAUGGAUAUACCGUUCCUUCACAAUCACCCAAGCAAACGCAAGCAACGCAUAAAUUGGCUCCUUUACCGACUUUUGCUCCUUUGUCCACCACUGACCAAGUGCCGGUUGCCUUUGCGAAUUGGAUCACGAAACCAAAACCAGCCGAGCCACUAGGGAAAACAAUGACUGAUCAACAUCAACGAAAGUUUGAAAACAACGCGGAGAAGAAAAAGAAGAAACUUGAAAAGCGAGAAAAUCCUGAAGUGCAAGCUAGCACUGAGAAGGUUGAACUGCAAGCGACUAAAGAAACGACGGCACCAGAACCAACCACUUCUCAAAUCCCGCUUAAGAAACCCCGUGUCGAAACACCACCAAUAAUUGUAAAUGGCCUCACAUCUUCGAUUGCAAAAGAGAGAGUUAAUUCGCCAGUGCCAAAUGCACAAUCGAUCAAGAAGAUUGUCAGUCCUUCUCCACAGAACGGUCAAAUUGCCAAGAAACCCUUGCCAGCGCCGGGUGGAUCAAAAAUCGUGCCACCAAAAGCCAAUCCAGCUCACAAUAAAGUCUCGUCUCGUCCAACCUACCUCGAAAAUUCGCCAAAGCCGGUCGUCAAGCCAUCGUGGUUACAACACGAAGCUCGUCAAAAUGUUCAUCGACCUCAUCCAAAUGAACCAGCGCCGAACAUGGGACGAUAUUGGAACCCUCAAAUACCGGUGGUUAAUGGGCCAAUAAAUCCUCCCCCACCGGGCGUGGAUUGGAACCGAGACGCCGGAUUGCCGUGGCAUCGCCGGCCAAAUGCCCCCAAUGGGUCUUUUAACCCACCACCUUCCAACGAUUCAUGGGUACCCCCUUCGAGCAACAUUCAACGAAGGGGAUUUUGGGAA
This is a messenger RNA of Mesorhabditis belari, 2721 nucleotides long. Lineage: Eukaryota; Metazoa; Nematoda; Chromadorea; Rhabditida; Rhabditidae. The record is from the annotation of a GenBank genome assembly.